GGAACUCCAAUGGCCGCCAUUCCCUAGUCGUCGCUCAAAACAUACAGCUGCGGUGUGUCCGCUUUCUGAAAACAGUGCUAAGUAAUUGAAACAAAACAGUAGUGUCGUGAGAUUCUGUGGAUUUGUUUACAAUCAUCUCACCAUGGUGAGGUAAAACAUCACUCAUUUACCCGACCCGUUGCCAACUACGAUUCAAUACUCAAGACCUGCCAAGUAGACGAGAUGAACGACUUUGGAAUGGACGCUGAUAGCAACAGUUGGGGCUCGGAUUAUGGCGAGGACUUUGGAUCGGAUAUUUCAGAUGGUGAAUAUCAGCCGAACGGCGCCGCCACUGCCUCCAGCAGCGCUCAACACCACCAAGCGAGUUCAACAGCCACCUCCCGGGUUGCUACGAAAACCAAAGGAGGUGCUCAAGCCAGAAAAAUGGUGAACCGCGGGAGAUGGACCAAGGACGAAGAUGAAAAACUUAAAGGAGUUGUGGAACGCACCGGUGAAAUUUGGGAGAACGUAGCCUCCUUCUUUGAAGAUCGAUCGGACGUUCAAUGCCAACACCGAUGGACAAAAGUCGUCAAUCCUCAGCUGGUUAAGGGACCUUGGACCAAAGAGGAGGACGACUUGGUGGUCCAACUUGUACAUCGCUAUGGUCCAAAGAAGUGGACGCAGAUUGCUAAGCAUCUGAAUGGCCGGAUAGGUAAACAAUGUCGAGAACGAUGGCACAACCAUCUCGAUCCUAACAUCAACAAGUCACCCUGGACGGAGGAAGAAGACCGGCUGCUAGCCAAUGCUCAUGAACAAUACGGAAAUCAAUGGGCCAAGAUCGCCAAACUUCUACCUGGAAGAACGGAUAAUGCCAUCAAGAAUCACUGGAACUCGGCUAUGAAAAAGCGCUAUGAAACAGAUGGUUCAAGCAUCAUUGACACAGGGAAACGACGUGGCCGGAAGCGAGUUCGUCCUGCAGUGGAUGAUCACCAACAGCAUCCUCACCCUCUUGCUUCGACUCCGAUGCCAUUUGAACAAUCUUGCUCUGCGGAAUAUGGUUCGGAACAUCCGUCACCCAUGUUUGAGCAUCAGAUGAUGUCAAGGCCGUGCAGUCAAAACAGUCGUAUGUCGGUAGAGUUGGUACCAAACAACUUUAAUCCAUCACCGGCAUAUCGAGCCCAGAAUUCACACAUGGGCAUGUCACAGCCUAAGCAAAGUUGCUUUGAUACUUACAAUGGGGCCAGCUUGUCAAACAACAUUGGUGGCAGUGUCGGCGGCCAUUCAAGAGCCCCCUCUGUUUCCUCGCCUGAAGACUUUUCCGAUAUCUUUUCCCCUCUCAAGUACGUCAUGGGUGAAUUGAGCAGCCCGGAAAGUCUGAGCCCCAAUCGCUUGAAUCAAGCUCUGAUCAGUGAGACCCUAUCGGAGUUUCCACAUUUUGAAUUCGUCUCUACCAACACGUCCGAACAGCCAGCUGUCGGCACCGCUGACAACGCACACAAACCAGAUGAUGUGAUUGACGUCUAUGAGACAAACAAACAAGGAAAUGCUACAAAGAACAACGAGAGCACGUCGUCAGAAAACAACACAUCUACUGUCAGUUUGAAACAAGGCACUCCUCCUAUAUUGAGAAGAGGCAAGAGCCGAAGAGUGAGAGCCGACUCAAGCGGAUAUGAUGGAACAUCUGAGUGGAUGGGAACUUCUAACGAAGAGGCUGUUCCCGCCGAUUUGGACCUCCGCUCAGAUUGCGCAAGUUUGAACAAACCAUUCCAGGAAAUGCACUUUACUCCGCGUAAGAACGCCCAUACGCCGAUGAAAACCCUACCCUUCAGUCCUUCCCAGUUUUUGAGCAAUUCUGUGUCAAUCCACACGGAAGCCAUCAUGUCAACGCCUGUUUGUGCCUCAGCGCCCAAACCAUCUGCGCUCUUGACCCCAGUGACCCGUGGAGGAUGCGUUAUUGCUGAUUAUGUUGCACUACGAACUCCACUUCGUGGAAAUCAAGAACUCAUCACUCGAACCCCCACUCCUUUCAAAGACGCUUUGGCAGAAAUGGAGAAAAAGGGUGGACCUAUCAACUAUAUUUUAAAUACUCCUACGCGGUUUGACGACUUGAACGAUAUUAUCGGCAAGGACACCGACCCUUCCGAUUCAGCUUUACAUACGCCUGUUCAGAAUUUACAUCAAGAUAGCGGCUACAUGACAGAUAGGAGGCAAACCACAAGUGGUGGUAGCUCUGCACCCUGUGUGUCUGCUUCUACUAAACCUAAUAACAAAGAGAACAUUCCUGGAAACACAGUUUUAACCUCAAAUGGUCCCGCUCCAAAGUCUCCAAAUCGUAGAGCUCGCAAAGCACUGCAUGCCACUUGGAGCACUCCUGGAAAUAUCCAGGUGCCCGGAAUUGGCUGCGAUUCUAUUAGUUUCUUACCUGAAACCCCUAGUAAAUCCUUGAUAGGUGAUUCGUCUGUCUUAUUUUCUCCCCCCUCCAUCAUACGCGAAACUCUUCCGGAAACUCAAGAUGGUGACGACGCUUUCGGACAUCCACCACACCGUCCCAACAGCAGCAUCGAAAGCACUGGUUCUCGCAGUCCAUCAGAGAAGGUGGACGUGAGAUGGGAAAUGGUGGCGUGCGGGCGUACUAGAGACCAAGUUGAGUUGACUGAACGAGCCCGCUCCUAUUUGGUCAUGGAUCACAGACGUGGAGGACCACUUGCAUGCAAAAAGAAAUGCACAUUUUAACAAAAAUUUCUAGCUAAGAGAUCUAGCGUUUGACACAAUUUUGGUAGCAUUUAAAAAUGGAUUUUGAAAUUUUUGUUUUCUGUCAUUUGCAUGAAAUUCUUUGUAUUAAUUAACGUACUCAACGACAUCGUAUUAGAGUGCGGUUUCGUGUAAAUUAACCUCUCUAAUGAUAAUGAUAAGCACAAUCCGUUAAGAGAAAAAAAUUAAUUUUGACGGCGAACAACUUUGAACAUGACGUGAACAGUGACCUAGUCUAGGCACUGUUUCUUUUUAACCUCUGGUAUUGCUUACCGCUGCGAACAAAAUUAGUGGAUGAAUUUUCUUUUACAUAGUACCUUUCGCUAAUAAGCUUUAAGAAUAUGUAAUGGCUCCUUGGAAAUUUGAUUUUUCUUGUUUUCCUUCUUUUUUUCAUCUUUUUAUUUUUAUAACGAAUGUCAGAUAUUAAUCAAUAUAUUACCCGUGCUUGGUUUCGUAGCUCAUAAACACAUGAUCACAACAUUUCACAGGAAAAAAUUCAAAAAUUCGGCUUUGGUGGAAGUAAGGAAAAACCAUGAAAUCUUUGUCUAAUUAGAAUGAAAUGUGUCGUAUUUAUCGGUUAUUUUUAUAUUUGUAGUAUUUCUUAUGUAACCUGCUCAUUAUUGUCUCGACAUUUACUCGCAAAAUUGAUUUCAUAUGUUCUUAAACUCACAUGGAAAAUACUAAAAAAAAAUACAAUUAUAUUAAAACCA
Daphnia pulicaria is the source of this 3440-nucleotide messenger RNA. Its product is annotated as myb-related protein A-like. Gene Ontology annotation, molecular function: DNA-binding transcription factor activity, RNA polymerase II-specific; RNA polymerase II cis-regulatory region sequence-specific DNA binding. Lineage: Eukaryota; Metazoa; Arthropoda; Branchiopoda; Diplostraca; Daphniidae. The transcript is spliced from 14 exons. Bases 223 to 2712 code for a protein of 829 amino acids. Gene Ontology annotation, biological process: regulation of DNA-templated transcription. Gene Ontology annotation, cellular component: nucleus. The record is from RefSeq and is a predicted model, not a curated record.